AUGUCAAAUGAACCGGAAAUCCACGUAGGUGAAACAAAAAUCAAAGGAGUAAGUUUUUCUAAAACUCUGGGUGUUGUUAUAGACGAACAUCUUACUUGGGAAAAGCAAAUCGAAAACAUUCAAACAAAAAUUUCAAAAGGUAUUGGCACGUUGCGGAAAAUGAGAAAAUUAGUUCCAAAAACAACAUUAACAAAAGUCUACAAUGCCAUUAUUCUACCACAUUUCGACUAUUGUAGCCUUGUAUGGGACAAUUGCAGUGAUUAUUUAAUUGAUGAAUUACAAAAAUUGCAAAACAGAGCAACAUGCGUAAUCACUGGUAAAACAUACGAAACGAGAUCACGAGAUGUUUUAAAAGAACUUCACUGGCAACCCCUGAAAGAACGCUUUAAACGAAAGAAAUCAAUUUUUACGCACAAGAUUAGGAAUGACAAAAUGCCAAGUACCACAACGAAUAUGUUUGAUAUUAAAACUCAAGGUGCAACCUCCGUAGCAAAACCAAGAUUUCAGCCUUGA
Messenger RNA from Dendronephthya gigantea, 513 nucleotides. RefSeq lists its product as uncharacterized. The transcript has a single exon. Bases 1 to 513 code for a protein of 170 amino acids. NCBI's taxonomy places the organism in Eukaryota, Metazoa, Cnidaria, Anthozoa, Malacalcyonacea, Nephtheidae. The record is from RefSeq and is a predicted model, not a curated record.